Poecile atricapillus (Black-capped chickadee) is the source of this 3763-nucleotide messenger RNA. RefSeq names its product transmembrane protein 179 (gene TMEM179). Lineage: Eukaryota; Metazoa; Chordata; Aves; Passeriformes; Paridae. The record is from RefSeq and is a predicted model, not a curated record. The transcript is spliced from 4 exons. Bases 123 to 821 code for a protein of 232 amino acids.
CUGCAUCCCUCCCUCCUGCAUCCCUCCUCCUGCAUCCCUCCUCCUGCAUCCCUCCCUCCCUCCCGCAUCCCUCUCUCCACGCCUCCCUCCUUCCCUCCCUCUGCCUGCGCAGAGCCGCGGACAUGGCGCUCAGCAAUUUCCUCUUCGCUCAGUGCAUCUGCUAUUUCCUGGCCUUUCUCUUCAGCUUCAUCGUGGUGGUGCCACUCUCCGAGAAUGGCAACGACUUCCACGGCCGGUGCCUGCUCUUCACCGAGGGCAUGUGGCUCAACGCCAACCUGACGGUGGAGCGGCAGCGCUUCACGGUGCAGGAGUGGGGGCCCGAGGCUGCCUGCCGCUUUAGCAUCUUCACCGGGCUCCUGUCCCUGCUGCUGGCCACAGUGCAGGCCUGGAGGACCCUCUUCUUCCUCUGCAAAGGGCACGAGGACUCUUUCUUUUACGCCUUCCUGAAUCUGCUGAUCAGCGCCUUUGUGGUGUUCAUCACAUUUAUUGCCAGCACUAUAGUGAGUGUAGGAUUUAACAUGUGGUGUGAUGCAAUUACCGAAAAAGGAAGCAUGCCAAAUAGCUGUGAAGAAUUGCAGGAUAUAGAUCUUGAGCUGAACUUGGAAAACUCUGCUUUCUAUGACCAGUUUGCUAUUGCACAGUUUGGUCUUUGGGCUGCCUGGCUGACUUGGUUGGCAAUUACCAUUCUGGCUUUCCUGAAGGUUUAUCACAACUACAGACAGGAGGACCUGCUAGAUAGCCUGAUCCAUGAGAAGGAGCUGUUGCUAGGAAGAUCCCCUUCACGAUCCUCUUUGCAAGAUGACAAAAGUGGCAUGAUCUAAAAUGUAAGCAAAUUUCCAGGGCAGGAUCUAGAUUUUAUUAUUCAGUAGUGUGAGCUGAAGUUGAGUCAGGGUAUUGAGUGUGUGAGAUCUUUUAUUUUCCUGAAAUGAAAUGUGAGUCACUUCCCCAUGAGAAAUUGUUGGCAGAAAUACUGCUAUUAGGAUGAAGAGAAUGAAAUGCCCUAUGUGCCUAUGGCACAGCAAACUUUCUGUCCUGUGCAGGCAAAAUUUGUAACCUGCCCUCGUCAGCAGAGCUCCUACGUGCCAUCGCUGGCUUUUGGGACAGGGGCCAUUUUUGAGGACUGAGCUGGCAAGAGCAGGCUACAGCAUCCAGGCUAUUGCUUCAAACUAUUCUUCAACAAUAGUUGUAGCUGGAGCUGCAUUCAGUCCCUCCUCCCUCCCUCUCCUCCCUUUUGCCACUGAGCUGCCCCUGUUCUCUCUUUAUCCUGGGAAGUUGCAGCUCUGGUUUGGGGACAGGCUCUCUCUGUCUCUGCUUUCACUGUGUAUGGAGGCAAUGCUGACAAACUCCUGCUCCUGCUCUGAUUUUAUUUAAAACAUAGAGACCUGUGUACCACACUUGAUAUUUAAUAUUGGACAGUGCUAAUAAAUUCCAUGAAAGCAGUAUAUUAUUACAGCACCUGUCAAAUACUGUGUAUAAUGUGAAAGGAUGAUGGAGAACUUCUGUGGUUUUGUUUCUUCUUAGAUUUUGGCAUGACCAGCAUUUAUUAUGACUCCUGAAGUAAAGUGUAGCUAGAAAUUGCUGAAGCUUGCAUACUAAGAAAUUAAGCUGAAUAGAUAGUAUUAAUGCUUGUGCAUUUAUAAAUGUAACUUGGUCCUUAACACAGUAUACUAUUCUGUUUUGAAUAUUAGAAUUCAUUUGUGAUAUUUAUUUCAUAUAGGAUAUGCAAAAUUACUGUAAGCAUUUGCAUUGUAGGUUUCUAUAUAUAAACAUUGCAAGGAGCUCAGACCACUGAGUUAUUUUAUAGGUAUUUCAGUGCUGAAUGGGUCCAUUCUCCCCACUCAUGGACAGGAGUUCUAGGGCAGACGAAUUUUGCUGUGAAAACAAAGAAAAAUUGCUAUUUACACAAAGAUCACUGGUGACUUUGUUGUUGCUUUCAGUUUUGCUUGGCCAGUGCUUCAACAAAUCAGGUGGAUUGUUGAGAUCAGAGGUAGCUCUGAUAAUUAAGAGUUACUCAGAGGAGUGUGGGAUUUGCAUGGCAGAGAAGUAAAGUUGUGCUAGAAUUAAGCAUUUAUCCCCAGGUCCACAUUACACAGAAGACCCCAAAUCAGCAGAAAACUUAAGCAAACAACUAAGUUCAGACUGAAGAAGAUUUUUUUGGGAGUACAGUGACACUGUCUGUGGUACCUGUGUUUGAGUUGAGACUGAAUUUACUGCUACAGAAGUGUGAAUCACACACAAUAUACGACCUGGUAAAUCAGAAGGAGGGGAAAGAAGACAGCAGGCUCCUACCAACUCAGAGCUCAAGCCUGGAAUUAGCACAAGCAUGCAGAUUAACUGUUGCCCUCUAGGCUCUCUCUGAUGCUUAGUUAAGUACCAGCUUAAGCAUUUCAUUGAAGCAGAAUUUGAUGUCAUGACAAAUCCCUCAAUUAUUAAGCAUUUCAGGGCAUAAAAAUCUGACAUUGUAUUUAACUGCCAAAAUGUUCUCAUAGGUUUAGAGAAAAAACCCUCCAUGGGCCCUAAGCAGUGAACAGCCCUGUGAACAUUACUUAUAAGCCCAGCUGGCCACAGCUCUCUGUAGAGAGGUCUUGCUCUUCAGCAUGAUUUCUGCCCACAAGAGAAUGCAAUUCCUUUGAAAGCUUCACAGUAGUGGCUUUUUUUUGUAGUUAGGAGUUGACAUCAGAUGAGGAGUCCUGGAGAGGGAAUCAAAGAUCAAGUUAAUUAAUACCAAUUUAAAAUUUAGAUAGCACAGGACUGUCAGAGUGCCUUUUUUUUUAUUCAUUUAGUCUAAUGGUUUGGAUAUUAGGAAAAAUCUCUUCAAUGACAGGGUUGUCAAGCACUGUAACAGGCUGCCCAGGGAAGUGGUGGAGUCAUCAUCCCUGGGUGUGUUUAAGUGUAGAUGUGGCACUGAGGGACAUGGUUUAGUGGUGGCCUUUGCAGUGCCAGGUGAAUGGCUUGACUGGAUGAUCCUAGAGGUCUUUUUCAACCUAAAUGUCUCUGACUCCAGUAGGAGAUACUCUCUUGCAAGUACCUGAGUCCAUUGCCAGGGAAUGACCUUCUUCAUACCCUGUAGAAGAGCUUGGGUCUUGUAAGUUAGCCUGUUUCCUAUGUUUCCCCAGUUUCUCCAGUUGUAAAAGGCAGUCUCAAUUUCACUCAGCAGUGACUUCUCUUCCCACAAAUUACUUCAGUGCAUGCCUUUCUCCUUGUGUGGAACCAUGCUGCUGCUUUUUGUGUAUUUUAUGUAUAUGCCAAAUCAGGCUUAGGCUGAAGUCAUGUGUGGGCUGGGACCAGUGUUCUUGGUGUUUCCCGAGGGUUUGAAGAACCAAGAGGCAGAAGAUAACAAGUGCCUGCUUGUGUUUCUUCUCUGAGGUACCAGGGCCCAAGCCUUGUCUCUGGUUCUGAAAGAAAGGAUGCUGCUUAUGGGCAAGGCUGUCUGGGGCUCAUGCUGUCUUCUACCUCUCCUGCCUCAAGCUCUUUUUCCUCCCUUCCAUUUCCGUGAGAAGCAGCAAACACUGAUCCUGGAUUUGGAGUUGCCACGCAAAAUGAAAUGAGGCUGAAGCUCUUCUGUGAGUCCCAUGUGAUUCUUAGUCUGUUUUUCACAGCUUCCCUGCCUUGACUGGGUUGGGUGAGGCUGGCACCCCCUUGCAAGCAUCAGUGAUGCUUAAAAGCAAAGUUGUUUUUGAUGGAAGGCCCUGUGUGAGUCAGAAGGCAGAGCAUGUCAUGAGAAGCUCUCUGGCUGACCCAAGGGGAGCAAGGUUAUCCUGCA